Messenger RNA from Dipodomys spectabilis (banner-tailed kangaroo rat), 1203 nucleotides. RefSeq names its product hydroxysteroid 17-beta dehydrogenase 13 (gene Hsd17b13). Gene Ontology annotation, cellular component: lipid droplet. The record is from RefSeq and is a predicted model, not a curated record. The transcript is spliced from 7 exons. Lineage: Eukaryota; Metazoa; Chordata; Mammalia; Rodentia; Heteromyidae. Bases 107 to 1009 code for a protein of 300 amino acids. Gene Ontology annotation, molecular function: oxidoreductase activity, acting on the CH-OH group of donors, NAD or NADP as acceptor.
UCUUCUGCCACUUACUACCUGCCACUCUCUGGAGCUCUAAGCUGAAGAUAUCUCUUUCCUAGGACCACGUAAGGACUGAGUCACCAAGAGAGGACCAAGCAGAAUCAUGAACAUUGUUCUGGAUCUGCUCCUGCUUCUGCUCACCAUUAUCUAUUCCUAUGUGGAGGCACUGGUGAAGUUUUGCCUUCCCCAAAGGAGAAAAUCUGUGGCAGGAGAGAUUGUUCUUAUCACUGGAGCUGGGCAUGGAAUAGGCAGGCUGACCGCCUAUGAAUUUGCAAAGCGGAAAAGCAGACUGGUUCUAUGGGAUAUUAAUAAGCGUGGUGUUGAGGAAACUGCAGCUGAAUGCAGGAAACUAGGGGUUCAGGUGCACGCAUUUGUGGUGGACUGCAGUGACAGAGAGGAGAUCUACAACUCUGUGAACCAGGUAAAGAAAGAAGUGGGUGAUGUGACCAUCAUAGUGAAUAAUGCAGGAGCAAUCUACCCAGCGGACCUUCUUAGUACUAAGGAUGAAGAGAUUACCAAAACAUUUGAAGUCAACAUCCUGGGGCACUUUUGGAUCACAAAAGCUCUUCUUCCAUCCAUGAUAAGGAGAAAUUAUGGUCACAUUGUCACAGUGGCUUCAGUGUGUGGCCAUGGAGUGAUUCCUUAUCUCAUCCCAUAUUGUUCCAGCAAGUUCGCUGCUGUUGGCUUCCACAAGGGUCUCACCGCAGAACUUGAGGCUUUGGGGAAAACUGGAAUCAAAACCUCAUGUCUCUGCCCAGUUUUUGUGAAUACUGGAUUCACCAAAAACCCAAGCACAAGAUUGUGGCCGAUUUUAGAGACAGAUGAAGUUGCAAGAAGGUUGAUGGAUGGAAUACUUACCAACAAGAAAAUGAUUUUUGUUCCAUCAUAUAUCAAUAUUUCUCUAAUCCUGGAAAAGUUUCUUCCUGAACGUGCUUUGGCAGCUAUAAGUCGUGUACAGAAUAUUCAGUUUGAAGCACUAGUUGGUCAAAAAACCAAGAAGAAAUGAAGUAUACCAGAGAUUUAUGCACAUUUAUUAUCUGAAUCUAAGUUUAGAAUCAAUGCUCCAAUUAUUUUUCCCUCAGUGCUAUUAAUAUUAAAAAUAUUGGUUUGGCAUUACCUGCAAUUGAAUAAAUGGGACUAAUUGUAUUUCUAUUUUUCAAAAAUAGAGAACCAUGAGAAAUAAAGUCUUACUACUUAUAA